Molecule: messenger RNA, 1548 nt
Organism: Paramacrobiotus metropolitanus
Lineage: Eukaryota; Metazoa; Tardigrada; Eutardigrada; Parachela; Macrobiotidae
Exons: 8
Coding region: 130-1305 (391 amino acids)
Biological process (GO): double-strand break repair via nonhomologous end joining
Cellular component (GO): DNA ligase IV complex
Molecular function (GO): DNA end binding
Source: RefSeq, a predicted model, not a curated record
CGUACGCCGUUCAUUCAGGGUGGCGAUGUUAUGAAUGAUUCAUUCACGAAUAUUUGUCUUUCAUGGUGCCGCUCGCACGGUACUCGUAUGGUAGUUUUGACUGUCUAGCAGUCUGCUGCAUUUUAUGUUAUGACCAGUGACUACCUCAAAAAGGGUAGAAGUCGUAUCUUAACGGAGUUCAGUUAUUUUUCAAAAAUGGGAUUAACUGAAGAGCGCCAGUUCGAGUCGUCUCCGUUUCACGUUCAACAUUGCACCAUUUUCACUGGCAAAACGAAGACUUUGGGGGAUUUUUUUUCGAAAUCUGGCUCCUUGUCCGAUUUGAAAAGUCAGUCCUUUUGGAUGAAAAUCUAUUUUCCUUCUACGCAAGAAGACGACGAGGCGUUGGAGUCUGGUUUUUAUUUUUUCGCCGUUGAUUUAAGCAAUGGAAACUCGUGGUACCAGCACGAGCCAUCCUUAUCCGCCGUCACGGAAAGCGUUGAGGAAUACAAUCCUGGACUGGAAAUGGAGGAAGAUCUGCUGAUCAGGCAUCUAUCAGAUGCCGUGUCCGGGAAAAGCAGCGCACGCUGGCGAUUUAUGUUGGAUGGUCACAACAAGUCCCGUUCAUCGUCACAACAACCCACAAAAGCGAACAUCGGAUUUCGAAUGCUACUCGGCGGAUCCAUAGCGUUUGAUUUUGAUUUUAAAUGCACUUCUGCCAACAGUCUCGCAAACAGUGCUGGCGUCCAGUUGCACUUCGCACACGUUGUUCAGCCUCUAAUAAUGAUGGCCGCUUACUCUGUUGAUGCUUCGAAAGAUUUGGUCGAGAUUUUACACAAUAAGGACAAAGAAAUUGAGGAUUAUAAGUUUCAAGGCGCUAAACCAUCCCGCGGAACCAUUACAUCUGUACCGUUUGAUCUCACACAGUUCGAGCUGGCGCGUAUAAGUAGUACGAAGAUGGACAGUUUCGCCGACUGUGCGACUGAUGCUGGCGUAGUCAAAUUAUAUGAAACGCUCGUUUCAGCGCGAUUAAAAAAUCCCAGAGGGAAUUCAGCCGCCACGGAAGAUACAAAACGGAAGAAAUCUGAGUCUCCCGGAAAAACCAAACUCCCAUCUCCGAAAUCCAGCCCAAAAAAGCUACCGGCUCCGGUUAAAAAUAGUACUGAAGAGAUUGCUGUCGAAGUCGAGGAAGGCAUCAAGCCGAUACCGGCUCCUCGCCGGGCAUCAUCUCGCACUUCUGCUGCAGCACAGACGCCUGCAGAAACCUCGAAACCCCCAUCCGAGUCAACUAAAAAGCCACCGGCAAAGAAAAAGAGAGGCUUCAUGUAGAAUGAGCAGUAGCAUCUGAAUUUAGGCGGUGCGCUUUGUCCAGGAAAUUUCUGGAUGUCUAUUUGUGGAUAAUGAUAUCGCUGACUCGUGAGAUCUACCAUAGAUAUUCUGCUUAACAGAGUUUGCAAGAAUGCCCAGCUGGAUUGUGAUUUGUGAACCCUGCACAGAUUGAAAGCUUGGUUGAUUUUUUAUUUGCUCAUCUUGUCAGUAAAUACGAUACUUUUUAGCGGUACGAGAAAGAUA